AUGGCGGCCCCUAAGAUGACUAAGAACCAGCUGCGCCGGGCGCGCAAGAAGGAGCUCAAGAAGGCCCAGGCCGAGAGCAAGGAGGUCAGCGAGAAUGAGAAGGAAGAGUCGAAAGAGCCAGAGCCAGAGGACAAGAAGCCGGUCGACCUUGAGGUCAAGAAGGACCCUGCGACACCCGAUGUCGACGCAGACGGCCCGGUCAUAGACGACUUCGUCCAACCACCCGAGGACCCGGCCUUCGCCGAGUACAAGGCCAUCUUCGAGAAGUUUGGUGUCGUACACAUCGACGAGGACAACAAGAACCAGGGCCCGAACAAGGGCGAGGUCUUCUUCGACCAGGACGACGAGAUCCCCAGCGAGGACGAGGAGCAGCAGCCGAAACUGUCGAAGAAGAAGCGCAAGAAGCUCAACAAGCUGUCCAUUGCUGAGCUGAAGGCUCUCGUCAAGAACCCAGAGGUCGUCGAAUGGCACGACGUCUCGUCAUCCGACCCGCGUCUGCUCGUCCAGAUCAAGGCACAGCGCAACGUCGUACCCGUUCCCGGUCACUGGUCCCUCAAGCGCGAGUAUCUCUCCAGCAAGCGCGGUAUCGAGAAGCCCCCAUUCAAGCUCCCCAAGUUCAUCGCCGACACGGGCAUCACCGAGAUGCGCGACGCGAUCCUCGAGAAGCAAGAGCAACAGACCCUCAAACAAAAACAGCGCGAGCGCGUGCAGCCGAAGAUGGGCAAGCUCGACAUUGACUACCAAAAACUCUACGACGCCUUCUUCCGCCACCAGACCAAGCCCAACCUCACGCGCUUCGGCGACGUCUACUACGAAGGCAAGGAAUGGGAGGCCGACUACAAGAUUUUCAAGCCCGGCGAGAUGAGCGACGCCCUCAAAGAAGCCCUCGGCAUGCAACCCGGCUACCCGCCCCCGUGGCUCCUUGCCCAGCAGCGUAUCGGCCCCCCGCCGUCUUACCCUACGCUCAAAAUCCCUGGCCUCAACGCCCCCAUCCCGCCCGGCGCAUCCUGGGGCUUCCAGCCCGGCCAGUGGGGCAAGCCGCCACUGGACGAGUACAACCGUCCUUUGUAUGGCGGCGAUAUCUUCGGCAUCAUGAACCAGCCCGGCUACGCCACGCAACCACAGGGGCCCGUCUCGGAACCGAUCGACCGCUCCUUGUGGGGCGAACUGCAGCCGCCGGCGGAAGAGUCCGAGGAAGAGUCCGAAGAGGAAGAAGAAGAGGAGGAGGGAUCGGAGGUUGGUGCCGGGGAGAUUCCUCCCGGCGGCACAGAAACCUCCAUCAGCGGGUUCGAGACGCCAGCCGUCACGCAUGCCGAGGCGCCUGGCUUGGAGACCAGUCUGGCAGGCGAAUUCGACCUGCGCAAGGCCCGUCGGGGGUUCGAGACCGAAGAAUCGGCUGCGCCGCGGCAGGCGUACACGGUCAUUCCCGAGCGCCAAGCCCGCGUGGAAGGCUUCUUUGGGUCGGACAAGGUGUACGACUUAUCUGCCGCUUCUCGCUCAGGUGUGCCUGUGCUUGGGUCAGGGGAGGAUGAUGCAUCGAGGAAGAGGAAGAAGCCUGGUGAUGUGGAUGUCGCGCUGGAUCCGGACCAGUUGGCUGCGGGAGGAGGAUUGAGUAAGGAGGAGCUGAAGAAGAAGUAUGAGGCGGGCAGGAAGGAGGAGGGGAUCGGGGCGCAAUGGACAAGGAGUAGGGAGUAUGAGGAGGACUUGAGUGAAAUGAUUGCGCAGGAGAGCCGGAAGAGAUUGAAGAGGGAGGAGGAGAGGAAGGGGAGGAGGUGA
Thermochaetoides thermophila DSM 1495 is the source of this 1776-nucleotide messenger RNA. RefSeq lists its product as uncharacterized. Gene Ontology annotation, biological process: mRNA splicing, via spliceosome. Bases 1 to 1776 code for a protein of 591 amino acids. Gene Ontology annotation, cellular component: catalytic step 2 spliceosome; nucleus; U2-type spliceosomal complex. The record is from RefSeq and is a predicted model, not a curated record. NCBI's taxonomy places the organism in Eukaryota, Fungi, Ascomycota, Sordariomycetes, Sordariales, Chaetomiaceae. The transcript is spliced from 2 exons.